Messenger RNA from Aphanomyces astaci, 3370 nucleotides. RefSeq lists its product as hypothetical. Gene Ontology annotation, molecular function: ATP binding; RNA binding. Bases 23 to 3277 code for a protein of 1084 amino acids. The record is from RefSeq and is a predicted model, not a curated record. Lineage: Eukaryota; Oomycota; Saprolegniomycetes; Saprolegniales; Verrucalvaceae. Gene Ontology annotation, cellular component: intracellular anatomical structure. The transcript has 12 exons.
CAAAAGUGUUGGCGCUUCAAGCAUGGACCCGCCACACCACCAAGAUUACAGUCGCCGUGGCGGCGGUACCGGUAGCGGCAACUAUUCCGGACGUGGAGCUGGGAGAUUCCAUGAAGAGCGACAUCAGUCAUAUAGAGGAGGAAGAGGUGGAGGUGGCGGACGAGGGGAGUACUCUUCUCGUGGAGGCGGCCGCGCCGGUGGACGAAACGGCGGCGGUCGGGCACCGCAGUAUCAACGUGGAAAUGGCGGCGAUUCCGCAGGUCGUGGAGGUCGAGGAGGAGGGAGCGGACGUCAGGGCAUCGAUACGCCCAUCGCGCUCACGGAGGAGUUUGUCCUGUACGUGUCGUCGCAGCUCAAGGCACUCCAGGACGACCCGUCUGUAUCUCAGCUGACGUUUCCCAGCACGCUGGACAACUCGCAGCGCCGGUACGUGCACAAUGUCGCAGCCAAGCAAGGGUUUCAUUCCAAGAGCACGGGCAAGAAUGAUGCGCGAUUCAUCUUCGUUACCCGCGCCAAGACCACGUCCUCCAUGACGGCGGUGUCCUUGCGAGUCCCACCGACGCCGCUCGCGCUAUCCGCGCCAACCUUGCACGCCAUGCAGGCGUUCCUGGAAGCGUACCCAGCAGCUCCCCCCUCCUCGGCCAGCAUCAAGGCCCCCCCUUCCCUCCCAUCCUCCUCCUCGUUCUCGUCCUUCCCCAAGCUCUUCCCGCAUGUGCCGUCAACUCCACACGAGUACAGCGAUGGCCAGAUGGGGCUGCCAGUGUUUGCCCAUCGGGGGGAGAUUUUGGAGCUGAGCCGACGCCACCAGGUGCUCGUCGUAGCUGGAGACACUGGCUGCGGCAAAUCCACGCAAAUCCCUCAAUUUCUAUUGGACGACGGCGCGGCCAGGGUCGUGGUGACGCAGCCGCGUCGACUUUCGGCCAUGACGCUGGCGCAGCGCAUUGCCGACGAGCGCCGCGUGGCGCUGGGGACGGACGUCGGCUACAGCAUCCGACUGGACGCCCAGUACAGUGCCCGGCACACGCGCCUGCUCUUGUGCACCACAGGCAUUUUGCUCAAAUGGCUGAGCUCCGACCCCACGGCCACUGCAUUCACCCACAUUGUGCUGGACGAAGUGCACGAGCGGGACAAACACUCUGACUUUGUGCUCAUUCUGCUGCGCCUCAUCCUCCCCCAUCGGCCGCGUCUGCGCGUGAUUCUCAUGAGCGCCACCAUCCAAUUGGACAAAUUUUCGUCUUAUUUCGGCGGGUGUCCUGUCGUGACCGUCCACGGCCGUAUGCAUCCCGUGCUUCCGUGCUUUCUGGACGACAUUUUGGUGCUGAUCAACGUCGACGCAACGACACACCAACCAACGCCGCCUGCUGUCGAGUACAACUUGACAUGUGUCAUGUGCUCUGCCUCUGGGUUUGCCGACGAAGCCGCGCUGGGGACCCACGUGGCCACGUGUUUUGGGUCGGAAUGGCACGCCCCAAGUCACCCCUCACUCGAUUUGCCCGAUCCGGAUACCGGGCUAGUCUGCGACACGGUGACGCCUGGGUCAUCUGUCUGCGACACGGUGGCGGCUGUUUUGGCGGCAAAACAAGCAGCGACAACGCGGUUCCAAGUGGAUGCGAUGGUGGCGCAGUACCAGCUGACGCAGGACGCCCUGGAUGGCGGCGUGGAUUCGGCGCUGGUGGUGACGCUGCUGCGUCAUGUGGUCACGAGCCAAUACGGUCCCGGCGCGGUGCUCGUGUUUGUGGCUGGGUGGGACGAUAUGGAGGCGAUUUCAGAGCUCAUGGCCGCCGAUGCGGGUCUGAUGGGGCAGAUUACCCUCACCAAGCUGCACUCGAAACUGUCGGCACCAGAACAACGUCGAGCGUUUGGUCGCCCUCAACAAGGCACACGCAAGGUGAUAUUAGCCACCAAUAUUGCCGAAACCAGCAUCACGAUCGAGGACGUCGUGUAUGUGAUCGACACGGGCAAGUCCAAGCAGUCUUCGCUCGUCAACGGGUACACUGCGCUGCACACAGAGUGGGUAAGCCAAGCCAAUUGCGCGCAGCGAAAGGGCCGCGCCGGUCGGGUGGCUCCAGGCGUGUGCUUUCACGUCAUGUCCAAAACUAGGCACGACACGUUGCCGCCGUUUAUGACGCCCGAACUACUCGCCAUCUCGUUGGACGAGAUUGUAUUGACGAUCCAGUUGCUCCAGUACCAAGCCCACCACGCCCUCGGCUUUGACUCGAUCCAAAUGUUCCUUGAAAUGGCGCUGGACCCGCCGCCUCGGCAUGCAAUUGACUCGGCUAUUGCGUCACUUCAGCUUAUGGGCGCCCUGGAUGAUACUCACGAAUUGACGUAUUUGGGCUGGAAAUUGGCACAACUGGGGGUACCUCCUGCGAUCGGCAAGAUGAUUCUCCUUGGACACUUUUGCCAUGUAUACGACCAGCUGCUCUACACGUGUUGCGCGCUAACGUUUCGCGAUCCGUUUGUAUCCGACAUGGGAAUGACCCCAGCUCAAAAGCAAGAGCGCAAACAAGUCAAGCGAACGCUGGGGCAAACUGUCUCGAGCGACCACCUGGUCGUCCACGCCGCCUUGCAAGGGUACAUUGAACACUCCAAAGCUGCUGCGCGGUUCUGCCAGCAGAAUUGGCUCGUGGCCAGCACCCUGAGCCACAUCCACGGCGUGGUCAAGCAAGUUGGCCAAGAGUUCGCGGCCCUCGGCUACGGCCCGCCAGCGACGUUAUGUGUAACUCCACAGCUGGCUCCUAUGGCCGAAGCGGUUCUGGCUGCGGGUCUGUACCCGAACCUCAUGUACAGAAGCAAAGGCACGGUGAAUUUCACCACGAAAGAAAAAUUCAAAGUCAAAUUGAGCUCGUCCACCGUGCUCGUGUACUCCCCCAAGAAAUCCAACGACCAAUAUGGUCUGGACUGGGUUUGUUUCCAUGACAUGAUGCAGUCCGACCGCGUGCGCGUGGCCCAAGUCGCGACCAAAGUGUCAGCGUUUGCCAUGGCUCUACUCGUGGGCCACCACGCCAUCGUAGACGACUCGACUCACACUAUUUCUGACUCGACUCACACUAUUUCACCUGAGCCCGCCACCAACCAGGUCCUCGUGGUAAUUGACGACUGGAUCGUCCUAUCGAUGGAUGGACAAGAGGCUGAGAUGGUGCUGGCACUUCGCCAGAGGUUUCACGAGGCUUUUCUGAGGCAUUUGCACCACGACCAAUCGGCAGCCGACCACGACUUGCACCUUGUGACGGCUGCCAUGCACUGGAUUGGAGGCGAAUCGGCCACGGAUUCCUAAUACAAAAUGCGGCUAGCCAAGUUAGAACAACGUAUACUAACUACUAGUAGUACAUACUAGUAGUAAUGAAUGUCUACCCAUUUGACACAUCGA